AUGAGAGCUACAGCCAACAGUAGCAAGAGGAGCGGCUACUGUUCAGCAGGCAGCGUUAUAAAAGCAGAUACAGCUGCAGCAACAGCAGCAGCAGAGGCAGCAGCAGCAGCAGCAGCAGCAGCAGCAGCUACUACUCGAGCCGUGAUAAAGAUGGAUGAGAGCUACAGAAACCGCCACAGGCAGGCCUGGGAGCAGCGGCGUGCAGCAGAGGCAGCAGAGCGUGAAGCAGCAGAAGCAGCAGCAGCAGCAGCAGCAGCAGCAGCAGGAACUGCAGCAGCAACACAAACUGGGAAUGCUUGCCGUGCUGCCUCUGCCCCACCAGCAGCUACAUGUGUAUCUCCUGCUGCACAGCCUCUCCAGGCAUCGGACCCUCACCAGCAGCAGCAGCAGCAGCAGCAGGAGACAGAGGAAGCAGCAGCAGCAGCAGCAGCAGCAGGCCUAGCUCGCAGCAAGAGCGAAGAAGAAGCUCUGAAUGAAGCAGCAGCAGCAGGAGACAGAGGAAGCAGCAGCAGCAGCAGCAGGCCUAGCUCGCAGCAAGAGCGAAGAAGAAGCUCUGAAUGA
Eimeria mitis is the source of this 561-nucleotide messenger RNA. RefSeq lists its product as uncharacterized. The coding region runs from base 1 to 561 and encodes 186 amino acids. The transcript has 3 exons. The record is from RefSeq and is a predicted model, not a curated record. Lineage: Eukaryota; Apicomplexa; Conoidasida; Eucoccidiorida; Eimeriidae.